UAAUGAAUAGAUUCUUUUUCACAGGACAAGCUACUCCUAUAGAAAACAGUGAAUUCGAUGACGAGUACACUCUUAAAGUACCAUCAGAAGAAGAAGUUCGAAUUGUAGCUGUUAGAUUAAGAAAUUGUAUAUUCUUCUUCUUAUUAUAUUACUCUAGGCUAAUAUUUUUUAACAGGUAUAGAUGUUUGCAGAGAAAAAAUCUUCAAAAAACAUCUUGAAGAUGAAAAAGGCACUCCCAAUGGAUUCUUACCAUGCAAACCACUUGUAGAUAGCUAUUAUUAUUGCAUUUCAUAAGUAUAUAUAUAUAUUUCAUUUAAUUAUUAGGGAUAAUAUGGAUAAUCAGUUUAAGAUGCCCCAACUGAAUCAUAAGAUAAUCUAUAAAAAUUUUAAAGCUGCUUAUUUAAUAAAUUGAAUCCAGCCAAUUAUUGUAAAGGGUUUAACAUUUAAUAAAUAUUCUUUAGAUUUGCAAGUAAAGCAGUAAGAGAUUUGUAUCAUCUUCCAGGUACCAAAAUUAAAGAUACAACAAUAUGAUUACGCAUAAUCAAUAAUUG
Molecule: messenger RNA, 551 nt
Organism: Paramecium primaurelia
Lineage: Eukaryota; Ciliophora; Oligohymenophorea; Peniculida; Parameciidae
Source: the annotation of a GenBank genome assembly